This is a messenger RNA of Musca domestica (house fly), 1050 nucleotides long. RefSeq lists its product as uncharacterized. Lineage: Eukaryota; Metazoa; Arthropoda; Insecta; Diptera; Muscidae. Bases 80 to 847 code for a protein of 255 amino acids. The transcript has 5 exons. The record is from RefSeq and is a predicted model, not a curated record.
UUUCUCACAGUUAUUCAGACGGAAUCAGAACAGAAUCACGUUACAAAGCGCUUAAUUCAUUAAAAAUAGUCUUUAAAAGAUGUACAAAAUUAAACUAAGCAGCAUUCUUGUAUUCACAUUGAUUUGUUUGGUGUCCGCCAAAUUUCUUGCUGAAAAACCUGAUUUUAUAACACCUUGCAAGCAAGCCGAUCCCAAUUACAAACAAUGUGUAGUUACAAAUUUCCAGGCAUUUUUCGGGGAAUUUAAAGAUGGUGUUCCUGGCCUAAAAUCUGUCGGUCCAAUUGAUCCUUUUCGCAUUAAGCGUAUUUCACUAGCGGAAGAUGCCAGUCGUAUAGUUUCCAUAAAUAUUGACUUCACCAAUGUGGAACUGCACGGUCUUCGAAAUACAAUUAUCAACGAUGCUGAUUUUGAACUCACAAAGUUGGUGAACAAAAUGACCAUGACGGUACCCGAAUUAAUAAUGACCUCCGAUUAUGUAAUGAAAGGACGAAUUUUGGCCUUGAGUUUGAAUGGAAAUGGUAAAGCUCAAACUAAAUUAGAAAAUCUCAAGUUAAAUGUCAUAUACAAAAUGAAACUGCGUGAAGAAAAUAGGCAUAAAUUCACCGACCUAGAUAAACUGCGUGUGGAAGUCGUCGAUCUUGGUCGGCUGCAAAGUAAUUGGGAAAAUCUCUUUAACGGACAACGAGAUUUAGAAGAGUCCGCAAAUGCUCUGUUCAACGAUAACUGGAAGGAACUUUUUGAAGCACUUAAACCAUCGUUUACAUUGACCGUACAAAAAGUCCUGGAGGAUCGUUUUCGAAAAUUAUUCGCCUACAUACCAGCAGACUAUUACUUUGAAGAUUUGUAAACAAGCUUCUGCAUAUAAAAAUCGAUUUUUAUUUUCCUUGCCAAAUCGUUUUUAAUGAUAAAAUACAAAACAAAAUUAAUAUUUGUAUUAUUAUUACUAAGCUCUUCAAGUUGUCACGUUUGUAAAAAAAAAAACAUAUUAUUUUUCUAUUAACAAUUUUAUUAAAUAAUUCGCUGCAAUAAAAAUGUUGUUUAACAUCUGAA